Molecule: messenger RNA, 2217 nt
Organism: Puccinia triticina
Lineage: Eukaryota; Fungi; Basidiomycota; Pucciniomycetes; Pucciniales; Pucciniaceae
Exons: 4
Coding region: 1-2217 (738 amino acids)
Source: RefSeq, a predicted model, not a curated record
AUGUCCAUAAGAACAACUGGCAAGCGGGCACACCCUGUAGAACUUCUUAGAACGGCAACAGUCAACGUGGCUAAGGUUGCUUGGAGCACCUCGGCCCAGCUGGCGGCGCAGGCAAACCGGGACGUACCUCCCAAAUCAGUUGAAGAACUAGUCCCUCACCGAUAUCAUUGCCACAUCGGGAUGUUCAGGAAGACCGACGCACAGCGACUCCCACCCCAACGCAAGUACGAUUUCCGAGUUGAUCUAGUACCCGGUGCAGUCCCCCACGCAAGCAGGAUAAUUCCACUAUCCCCUGCGGAGAACGCGGCUCUGGACACGCUGAUCAGGGAGGGGUUGGAGCAUGGAACUAUCCGUAGGACUACGUCCCCGUGGGCGGCCCCGGUCCUGUUUACAGGAAAAAAAGACGGUAAUCUGCGGCCUUGUUUUGACUACCGGCGAUUAAACGCGGUUACGGUGAAGAACAAAUACCCUCUACCCCUCACGAUGGAUUUGGUGGACAGUCUACUAGACGCAGACACGUUCACCAAGUUAGAUCUGCGUAACACAUACGGCAACCUCAGGGUGGCGGAAGGCGACAAGGAGAAGUUGGCGUUCGUGUACAUAUUGCUGGGAAGAAUCGGCAAAGAUACGGCGGCAUAUCUGGACGAUAUUAUGAUCUAUACACAACGCGACACGGACCAUGAAGGAGCGGUUGAAGAAAUUCUGGAAAUACUCAGCAAACAUCAACUCUGGCUUAAGCCAGAGAAAUGCGAAUUCUCCAGAGCUGAAGUCGAGUACCUUGGCCUGCUAAUAUCGUGCAACCAAGUACGGAUGGACCUGGCGGAAGUUAAAGUGGUUUCGGACUGGCCGGCACCCUCCAACGUGACUGAAUUACAACGGUUCAUCGGGUUCGCUAACUUCUACAGGCGGUUCAUUAGCCAUUUCUCACGGACGACGAGACCACUGCACGACCUUACCAAUUCAGGGACCAGAUUCGCGUGGGAUAAACGUUGUGACGAAGCGUUUGAGACCCUCAAGACUCUAUUCACAUCGGCGCCCAUCCUGAAAAUAGCGGACCCGUACAGACCGUUCCUACUGGAGUGCGAUUGCUUGGAUUUCGCGUUAGGCGCAGUCCUAUUGCAAGUGUGCACGAAGGACAACAAGUUGCAUCCAGUGGCGUACCUUUCACGAUCCCUUAUCCAGGCAGAACAAAACUACGAAAUUUUCGAUAAGGAACUCCUAGCGAUUGUAGCGGCGUUCAAAGAAUGGCGCCACUACUUAGAAGGGAACCCCAACCGACUGAAGGCCAUUGUGUACACCGACCAUAGAAAUCUAGAAAGCUUCAUGACUAGCAAAAGACUCACCAGACGACAGGCGAGAUGGGUGGAAACACUGGGAAAUUUCGAUUUUGAGAUCAUUUUUCGACCAGGCCGACAGGCGAUCAAACCGGAUGCGUUAUCCAGACGACCAGACCUCGCGCCGAAAAAGGAGGAGAAGUUGACGUUUGGCCAGCUGUUGAAACCUUCAAACAUCACUCCCGAAACCUUUGCGGCCAUCGCCGAAAUCAAUGAGUUUUUCGUCGAUGAAUCCGUGGACCUGGAGGACGCCGACCGUUGGUUCGCGAUAGACAUCCUGGGAGUAGAUGAGACCGAGGUCGAGGAAGUAGAGAAACGAGCAGACCUCAUACCAACGGACGCAGACCUGAUAAGUUUGAUCUGCGCCGCCACCAACACUGACCCCAGACUGACACAACUAAUUAGCGAGUCAUUUGAGCAGACUGGGGAAAUUCCAGAAGACAAGGGGAUCCGGAUCAAUCAAGCCCGGCCAUCUCGUGUCUCCUCCGCCAUUGCAACCUCAACAUCCACAUCGACCAAAAAACCCACCAAGCGGAUCAAAAAGGCCCGCUCGGUCAACCCAGCUUCCCUUCUGACCAAAGGCGAUAAACCCGCGGCGGAUGUCAAUUCAACUACUGUAGCAACCAUUUCUGACGGUCAUGAUGCCGCCCCCUCUGGCGCCAACAACACAUCACAGGCCCCCUCACCUCGUCCAGCCACCACUCUUGGCACCCCUCCCCCGACAAAUCCCAACCCUAUCACGCAAACUAAAUCUCCGGUGGAGGUUUCCAAACCCGUCGACCCCCCAGAUUCCCAGUCGGCACCAGAGGCAUCACACGGUGCAAAUUCUGGCUCUGCCGAUGUAAAUGGUGGCUUCUCAACUGCCAUCUUCCUCACAGCCUAA